AUGAAGCCAUCCCUCUCUCUUUUCAUCAGCCUUCUCCUUGUGGCCCUGAUGCCUCCAGGACAAUCCAGAGCUGGAAAUGUUAACCACCAAGGCACCGAGGGUCUGAGAGAACCAAGAGAAUCCAGGGAAGAGUCUCCUGGACAAGGCAAAAAUGGGUCUCCCUUGUUCCACCACCAAGAAAAACGCCAGCUCUUACCGCGCACUCCCCCUUACCCGGAACCCGAACUGGAUUUCAAAGUUGUCGACUGCAAGAAAAGUGAAGGCUAUUGUCAAGAAUAUUGUAAUUAUAUGGAAAUACAAGUUGGCUACUGCUUUAAAAAAAAAUACGCCUGCUGUUUGCAUCAGAACUGA
Messenger RNA from Ailuropoda melanoleuca (giant panda), 351 nucleotides. Its product is annotated as sperm-associated antigen 11B. Gene Ontology annotation, cellular component: extracellular region. The record is from RefSeq and is a predicted model, not a curated record. NCBI's taxonomy places the organism in Eukaryota, Metazoa, Chordata, Mammalia, Carnivora, Ursidae. Bases 1 to 351 code for a protein of 116 amino acids. Gene Ontology annotation, biological process: antimicrobial humoral immune response mediated by antimicrobial peptide. The transcript is spliced from 3 exons.